UCUAUGUGCGUGUGACGUCAUGACGCAGCAUCAGCUGUUGACAGACCUGAGGCUCAGUGGUGUCGACCUCCGGCCGCUCUGAAUGCACAUUCACUCCGGUGUCAGUGGGGUUGUUUUGAAACGCACAUGUUGUUUGACGACCGCUCGGUAACCGGACAUAUGCUGCCAUGAGUGCUUUCUGUCGUCUUGUUCGUAGAGGGCUGCUGAGCGGCAGGCCUUCUUGCCGUCUGUUCCCCGUGCAGCAGGAUGUGUGCGGGAUGGCUCCCGCGGUCCGGACGGCCAGUUCAUCCAGUCCUGUCAACUUGACUUACGAUGUGUUCGAUGGGAAAGGAGAGAGCACUCCCCUGGUGUUUCUACACGGCCUUUUUGGCAGUAAAUCGAACUUCCACUCGAUAGCGAAGUCCCUGGUGCAGCGCACAGGCCGAAAGAGUCUUAACUGUCCUUUGUCCAGUCAGGUGUUGACUGUAGAUGCCCGUAACCACGGAAACAGCCCUCACAACCCCGUGCUGACGUAUGAGGCAAUGAGCAGUGAUUUGAAACACCUCCUCAGCCAGCUGCAUAUCGAGAAAUGCGUCCUCAUUGGCCACAGCAUGGGCGGGAAGACAGCCAUGACCACUGCGCUGACACAGCCCUCUUUAGUGGAGAGGUUAGUGGUGGUGGACAUCAGUCCGGCCCAGUCUCCCACACGCACCAACUUUCGCUACUACAUCCAGGCCAUGCAGGAGAUGAAGAUCUCCACUGACAUCCCUCGUUCCACCGCCAGGCGAAUGGCUGAGGAUCAGUUGCGCAGUUUGGUCAAGGAGCACUCAGUGCGUCAGUUCUUGCUGACUAACCUGGUGGAACACAAUGGACACUAUAGCUGGAGGGUGAACCUGGAGGCCAUUGCGGCGCACCUCGAAGAAAUCAUGAGUUUUCCCAGUUUUAAGACCAUCUAUGAGGGACCUACGCUGUUUUUGGGUGGUGCCAGCUCUGCUUAUAUCAGCUCUGACGAUUACCCAGAAAUCCAGAGGCUGUUCCCCUACGCUGACAUCCAGUACAUUCCAGACGCGAGCCACUGGAUACACGCAGACAAACCCUUAGAUUUCAUCAGCUCCAUCAGCUCCUUCCUUCAGUCUUAACUGACCCACGCCUGCACCUCAGAACUUUUUAACUCUCAGCACCUCCUGGCGUUCCCUCGCAGAAAACUGAACAUGAGAUUUCAGUAACUUCAGCACGACCGAGUGGAGUCAUUAACGAUGCUAAUGUUUGCCAACACCGGACCAAACUCGCUCUUUUGCAGAAGUCAAUUCUUACCUAUGAACGUUAUCGGUCAGUAUGUGAAAGUGCUGCUUAAGUUUUAUUUAGCUCAAUCUCUCUGCCAGACAUGUAGUGUUACCAAAUUAGAUAGGCGUAGAUGUCAUUUUUGUUCAUUUCGGGGCAGAUAACAGCAAUGAGAAUAUCUCCAGUUUAACACGAUGUGAGUGGAUUUCGAAGAGACGUAAUAAUCCAAAGCAAUUCUCAUUUGCGCGCCACUUUCUAUUCUUUUGACACAUUUAUCCCAGAAUACCAGAAUGGUGUGUGUGGGCCGAGUACUUGUAAGUGGUUCUGGUACUGCGGCGACACAAACACGGAAUACCUGAGAAGCCUCCCGUGGAGAAAAGGGGAGUGAGAUGCUGGAGCUCUGAGCUCUGAGGCUGCAGGGGCCUGCUGUGGGAUGUAGUCAUCACCGGUCGGCGAUAGCGGUUUGUUCUGUGCGUUGUGGGUUCUCCUCCUUGGUAAAUCUGUCAUGUGGGCCGGACGCGCACAGUGCUGGUGAGAUUUCUAUGCCCACGUAAUCGUGUGAGAACACCAAGCUGAAAGCCUCCAAUGCAGUCUUAGCACAAACUGUCUCCUGAGGUCUCAGGUGACCACUGGACAUUUUGCGUUCUUUUCCUCCUCUACAGCCCUCUCAUGUCUGGCGGCGAGCCGUGGUGAUGUCGUUACGUCUGUACCUGGUCAGUCCUUUCAGUGUUUGAUGAAACAAAUGUUUUCCUAGUUCCCCUGUUAGUUUCUCACUUAUCCCUACAAAUAAUGCACAGCUCUAUAUGGGUAUGUCACAGAUAUAUGCUGCAACAAUGCGUGUCGUUCCGUAAGUGUAGUUGUGUUCUUAUCAUUUCAGUCUCCAUUGCGUUAGAUGACUUGCGUCCAGUAGUGAAACUGCCAUCUGUAUGAAGCAGCAGGGUGUUGUUCAUGUGUAUGUGCCUCUUUUCUGAAGAGCUCCUUUUCCAUUACAGUAAAACUUUAUUAAGAAGUCUAUUCUACAGUACUGUCCGGUAGGGAUCAGAUUGGCAGCUGGGUUGCCAGUUCUAUGUGAAUUAACAGCGCUAUUAAAAAAAAAAAAAAAGCACUAAAUGUUUACUACUGUAAGUGUUUUAUCUAGUUAGAUGUUAAUAUAGAUGUAAAAAGGCUUUAGAAGGGUCGGAAUUCAGUUGGUUGACUUCUUAUUUUAUUCUUUUUCUAAAUCCCCCGUUUGUGAAAGGUCACCCCCUUCAUCCUCCUCUCCCUCAGGAGUGGCGCUCCCUUUGGCACACGAUGAAUAGAUUGUCGGGGGGGCGUAGGUAGGGCUGACAUUUGAAUGCAGGUCUUGCUGCAGCUUCCGCAGUGUCGCAGUAAAGCGGGCGCAUUCUGCCAGCAGCCAGCUGUCCCGAGACGGCAAACAUCUGUACUGGAUUGUAUUCUCUUUGACUAUGAGCAUGCCUUUUUCUUUUAUCAGGUGUUCCCUUGCUGUGCUGUAUAUUUAUAUAGAGAUGAAUAUAUAAACUAAAUUUGUUACCACUGUGGUGGCACUUAUUCUAAAUAUUGGCCUAUAUACAAAAAGAUGUAAUGUUUGCAAGUUGCUUAUAGAAAUGGAUUAUAUAUUGUUGGGAACAUUAUACAAUAAAAUAUCCGAAAUCUUCAACAGC
Messenger RNA from Menidia menidia (Atlantic silverside), 2921 nucleotides. NCBI's taxonomy places the organism in Eukaryota, Metazoa, Chordata, Actinopteri, Atheriniformes, Atherinopsidae. The record is from the annotation of a GenBank genome assembly.